GCCCCCGCGCGUUUCCCGCCCUCCGCGGCCGUGAGGGGAGCGGGGGGGCGGCCAUGAAGUGCGUGAUCGGCGGGGCGCAGCUCCGAGUGUUUGGAAGAGCAAUACAUGCCAUAGCACGGAUUAGUGAUGAAUUUUGGUUUGACCCCGUGGAAAAAGGUCUUGCCUUAAGAUCAGUGAACUCCUCGAGGUCAGCAUAUGCAUGUGUGUUCUUCUCGUCCAUGUUCUUCCAACACUACUGCUGGACAGCUGUGUCCCAACCGUGUCAGCAGGAGCAGCAGUUAUCCCUCCCCUGUAAACUGAUCAUUAAGUCAGUUCUCCCUGUGUUUAGAUGUGCAAAUAUGCUGGAAAGGAAUGUAGAGAAAUGCAGCAUCUCCACCAAGCCCAGUGAGCAGCACAUCACCUUCCAGCUGCUCUGCAGGCACGGUGUUGUAAAAACCUAUAACCUGACAUUUCAAGAGUGUGAUCCCUUGCAGGCUGUUUUUGCAAAGCACAUGUGUCCAAACAUUCUUAAAGUCCACUCCAGGCUGCUGGCUGAUGUGAUGAUUCACUUCCCAACCAGUCAGGAAGAAAUAACCUUGUCAGUAACUCCAAUGAAAGUUUGUUUCAAGAGUUACACUGAGGAAGACACUGACUUUUCAAGGACAAUGCUCACUGAGAUACAGCUCAGUCCAGAGGAAUUUGACUACUUUCAAGUUGGAGUAGAUUCUGAAGUGACAUUUUGCCUUAAAGAACUGAGGGGCCUGCUGGCGUUUUCGGAAGCCACCAGCGUUCCCGUGUCCAUCCACUUCGACAGAUGCGGGAAACCCAUCGCUUUCAGCAUCGAGGACCUGCUGCUGGAGGCCAGCUUUAUCCUGGCUACCCUGUGUGAGGCUGAGAAGGAGGCAGCUUCCCCAGAGCCCGCCUGCUGCCCACGGCCCCGCGGCAGCUCAAGGACUGGCAUGGAUAAAUCUGACCACCCCUCCACAGAUGGGGCCAGAAAGGCAGACACAGCCGCUUCCAAAAAGCCACAGCAGAAGGGAAACACUCCGAGCAUGGGCUCAGCAAAACCUUCAAGUGAUUCAGCAAAGCAAGAGGUAAAAAAUACUCCCAGAGGCUCAGAGAGGGAUGUGCCAGGCAGAGCAGGAGCAGGAGAGGCCACAGAAGCUCCUUUUGAGAAGGUGAGGGAACUCCCCACGGUGUCAGCAGUGGAAGCCCAGAGCUGCUGCCUGGCUGAGCAGCCCCACGUGCACUGGGGGGUUCAGUGGGAUCAGCUGGCCCAGCAGCACAGCUGGAAAACCCCACCACUGCUGGCAGCACUCCUGGGGGCAGGGGGUUUCACUGGGGAACAAAUGAAUGCCCAAAUUCUGUAUCAUGGAGUUCUUACCUGUACAAUACUGCAUUUUCCAGUUCCAUUCCCUGUUCUUUGGAGCUGUCUCUUCCAAGAAGAAGGAGGCCAUUGGUGACACCUUCCAGAGUUUGGUGACAGCCAGUGACACUGAGGAGGAGUUUGGUGCCUUGCAGAGCUCCCCGGUUCUGUAGUGCAGGGGUCGGGGUCCAAGGACAGGCACCGGGCAGUGCCCAGGAGGGAAGGGCAGUGCAGGCCCAGCCUGUCAUUGGUGCUGUGACCCAGCAGCACAGAACGUUCUGGAACUGUCAGUGCUCUGGUAAUGGCACAAAUUUAGGUCACGACUGCCUCCGUUGAGGUUUGAGUGUUCCGCAGGAGCUGCUGGAGGUUCUGCUCUCAGAACACGCUCACUAGAGAGAGGCUCAGAUGAAUUCAAACUCUGUUAUUACCACAUCAGGCAAAUGAAGCCGCUGUUCUGGUUAAGGGUGCUGGAAAAAUAACCCAACUCUGCCCUCAGUCACAGCCAAACACAGCCCAGCUCCAGGAGAACUCAGCUUUUUACAGAGACUCUGUAGAACCAAUCCUUAACCAAGAAACCAAAGUUGUC
Messenger RNA from Hirundo rustica (Barn swallow), 1931 nucleotides. It is a transcript of the gene RAD9B, whose product is annotated as RAD9 checkpoint clamp component B. NCBI's taxonomy places the organism in Eukaryota, Metazoa, Chordata, Aves, Passeriformes, Hirundinidae. Gene Ontology annotation, biological process: DNA repair; mitotic intra-S DNA damage checkpoint signaling; cellular response to ionizing radiation. The record is from RefSeq and is a predicted model, not a curated record. Gene Ontology annotation, cellular component: checkpoint clamp complex.